Molecule: messenger RNA, 1752 nt
Organism: Musca vetustissima
Lineage: Eukaryota; Metazoa; Arthropoda; Insecta; Diptera; Muscidae
Exons: 9
Coding region: 1-1752 (583 amino acids)
Cellular component (GO): membrane
Source: RefSeq, a predicted model, not a curated record
AUGAAAUAUUUCACCAGCAGCCUGAAUUGUUUUCGUUGUGAAUUUAAAUAUAAAAAUUUGAAUUUUCGUUACAAUCAGCAGGAGGAAUUCUAUAAAUCGCAGUGGCAAAUCGGUGAAACAAGUUUAUGGUUCCUCAUCUAUCGCUGUCUGUGGGCCCUGAUUUUUCUCAUGAUAUUUUUGCUGUGUAUCGACAAUCAAUUCGAAAAUGGCAAAUAUUUUAUUUUCUAUACAAAUUGGGGAAUGAUGUUGUGUUUGGUAACGGAGUUGUUGGGUGCGAUACUGGCCCUGCAAUGGUAUUUUGAUGUAGCUGAGGUGAGAUCGUCUAUAUCGGAGGUGUCACAGACCUGUAAUAGUCCGAGAAUGGUGAGGGCAUAUUGGCUACUGCACGAUUUGGCAAUGCCCAUUGCAUCAGUGAUCACGACGGUCUAUUGGAUGUUUCUGCAUGGGAAGAUGAACAAACCACAUCGCUUUCCCGAACUAACGCUAAUAACGCACUGCUUCAAUUUACUAUUCAUGCUGGUGGACUUCGUAAUUGUUGCAUUUCCGGUCCGUUUGGUGCACACCAUCUAUGCCAUGCUAGUGCCGGUUGUCUACUUUUGCUUUAGUGCCAUCUACUAUCUAUGUGGCGGGACGGAUGAAAUCGGUAAUCAUUAUGUCUACCCCUUUUUGGAUUGGUCAGAGCCCCUGCAAUGUUUUCGUACCUUUGCUGGUAUUUUUCUGCUCUAUUGUAUUUUUUCAGUUCUGCUAUUUGGCCUGUACAAGCCAAAAGUUCCGUGCGGAUCGGAGUUGCUUGCAGUCAUGAAGGCCAUCAAAGAUAUUGUCCAUCCGGUUAAAAAGGAAUUUCGAAGAGAGAAAUGCGGUUUCGAGCACACACCGCCAGAUGAUUUUGUCAAGUCACAGUGGCAAAAUCGCACCAAGAGCAUCGUUUAUCUGCUGUAUCGCCUCUUCUUGGCCGGAUUCUUUAUUGCUGUGGUCAUCGAUUCGAUGAUCGAUCAUUAUUACAAUGCCAAUUUCGGGCUGUAUUUCAUCUACAUGACCAAUUGGGGCAUCCUAAUGUGCAUGUUGACAAAUAUAUUUGCAGCCAUAUUGGUGCUGAUAUGGCAUUAUCGUCCCGAGUAUGCAGAUAAAUUGUUAAAUUUGGAAUCCCUAACAAGCCCAUUCCGCAUCUAUUGGGGCAUGCACAUAACAACGCUGGUCGUAUCGAUUGUCAUUACGAUUAUCUAUUGGACCCUGCUGUAUGAUGUCCACGAAAGUAACCUGAAUGCCACCAACAUCCUCACUCACGUCUUCAAUUCGAUUUGCAUGUUCGUGGAUCUGCUGAUUGUGGCGCAUCCCUUGAGGCUGCUGCAUAUGUUUUUACCGGUCGUAUUCGGUAUUAUCUAUGCCAUUUUUUCGGCCAUAUACCAGCUGAGUGGGGGACAUAAUAUUAAGGGGAAGCCAUAUAUUUACCAUGUGGUCGAUUGGGAUAAACCGGUGAAUGCCACCUUGACCGUAAUCGCUGUCCUGCUGCUAUCCUGCGUCAUUUAUAUGCUGCUCUUUACAAUUUACAAAUUGAGAACAUUACUCUAUCGACGCAUCAACAAGGCCUCCUUUAUACUGCCCACAACCACACCACCUCCACCAAUUACCAAAAAGAAAGCCGGUACCGGAGUGAAACAUUCCUCGUCGGGCAUAUCAAUGGUGCUGGGCGAUUUUGAGGGCAAAACUAAUCCCGCCUUUUCACAGAGUUCUGAAAAUAUAAAUAAGAAAUAG